AUGACCCAAGAAAAAGGCAUUUCGAGCCAUAUGCUUGCGGCAUACUCCUAUGACCCUGUCGCUCUGUUGAAAGAAGACAACCCUAAAUUCGUCGGCGCUACCCGCCGCUCUGUCCUCCUUCAAAUUCUUACACAUAUCAUUGCACUCGGAAUGACGGCUGCUGUUAUACAGCUCAGUCUCCGUCAAUGCUAUUUUGGAGAUGUAGACGACACGAAAUUUGGAGUGAUGAGUACCAACGAAGCUCUCAACGCCAUGCAAUUCGCCGCAAAGCUCCAUGAGCUUUUCAUGGUUGCGUCUCUCACGGCUAUUGUUUUCCAUUUCUCCAGAAGCUUGCUUCUGGGAUCGCGUGGCCUGCCUUUGGGCCUUGUGACCGCUCCGUUUAGGAUCAGCGCACCCGAUUAUCUGAUCAGCUCCGAGUUCUGGGGCAGUUUCUCGCGACCGCGCCUAAUUCUUAUGCUCGGUCUCUUCCUCACAACCCUCUUGAUCACAACCCUCAGUCCUGUGUCAGCCAUCAUGCUGGUUCCCAGUCUGGAUUGGUGGCACAUCGCGGAGCCAUACUCUGAAGACAGGACGGGAAAGGGCAUUCCGAUAAUCGUGAGGGCGAGCCGAAAAGACAUUUGGCCAAUGACCGUGGUUCCCAAGUAUGUUUCCGAUUGCUACCAGUUGGCAAAUGCAAGUAAUAUUUGUCCCGGACAGGGGCUGGAUGACAUUAAGGCGUGGGUCAGCGCCUACGAGAGCUCCGGCCUGCAACCUAAUAUCACCAUGACUGAGAUAUCUAGUGGAGCCCGGAGGCGGCUACAGUCAUAUGCAGACGGUGAAGUCGACAUCCCGGAGGUCUGGGACAUUACGGACAUUCCGGUUUUUGCCGAUAAUCAUGACCAAUUCACCAGAAAACAAAAUGAGACCCUAGAGAAGUAUGCGUUGAGUAUAGGUGUCGAGGUGCUUACAACGACAACCACACACUGGAUGGUGGCAAUCCUUGGCUUGGUCUGGAACUGGGCCAAAGACGUCAAUCUGGGGCCUAUAAACCGAGCGGCCAGGCCAAGGCUUCAGAUUGACAAGAGCAUUCCUGUUUGGGACCCAUUGCCGAAAUCAAUCACAGCCGCUGACCGCGCCCUUCAGCCACAACCGUUUUGGUGA
Molecule: messenger RNA, 1140 nt
Organism: Penicillium lagena
Lineage: Eukaryota; Fungi; Ascomycota; Eurotiomycetes; Eurotiales; Aspergillaceae
Exons: 2
Coding region: 1-1140 (379 amino acids)
Source: RefSeq, a predicted model, not a curated record